AUGGAGCGGGUGCUAGGCGUGGGGCUUUGGUGCGUGCAUCCGGACUACGCGUCCCGGGCGUCGAUUCGGCAGGCCAUGAGCGUCCUCCAGUUCGAGGCGCCAUUGCCGGAGCUCCCGCUGGAGAUGCCGGUGGCCACGUAUGGGCCGCCUGUUGCCGGCAGGGGUUACUACUGGUCGACCACCACCACGUCGUCGUCCGCAGGUGCCAACACCGGAGGCCACUCGUCAACUAGUGACCGGACGGCGGAGCACUCGUUUGCCUCGUCGGCCAAGAGCGGUGGCACCCAUGGCACAUCUUUUGUCACUUCCAACACGGCACCCAUGGGCGGUGCGCGUGAAUCCGCCAUGCCCAGUCACGUCGCGGACCGGUUCAGCACUCAUUCCACUGGUGGACGCUCGGGCACGAUUGAGCAGUUUCGGUCGACACGCUGA
This is a messenger RNA of Miscanthus lutarioriparius, 432 nucleotides long. NCBI's taxonomy places the organism in Eukaryota, Viridiplantae, Streptophyta, Magnoliopsida, Poales, Poaceae. The record is from the annotation of a GenBank genome assembly.